Coniosporium apollinis CBS 100218 is the source of this 1731-nucleotide messenger RNA. RefSeq lists its product as uncharacterized. The coding region runs from base 1 to 1731 and encodes 576 amino acids. NCBI's taxonomy places the organism in Eukaryota, Fungi, Ascomycota, Dothideomycetes. The record is from RefSeq and is a predicted model, not a curated record. The transcript has a single exon.
AUGGCCAUGCUACAGCAGCACAUUGGUUUCCCAAUGCGGCCAGCGGAUAAAGAGGUUGACUGGUCAGAUACCUACGACGAUCUCUUUGGCCAAUAUGUGGAGACCGACCUUCUAGAGCUCAGCGACAAUACCUUCGAGCCAAGCAGUUCGGACGAUCUCCCCGACACUUUCUUUGACGUCUCAGGGUCAUCCAAUGGCAGCGAUCCGGUGGACGUAUCGCCCAUGCCAACUUGUGACGGGAGGCGCACCGAGUCACGGGAAUCUUGGCAGAAGACCCUGCGGUAUCUCGAGCAAAACCCAGCCUUGUCCCCACAAGGCAACCAGGCGUCCAUUUAUCCCGAGUCUUGUGGUAGGGCUGCGGCUUCAGAUACGGAGCUUUUCAGCCUUCUCAGCUUGGAGCCGAAGACCCCUCAAAUAGAGACUGCCGCGUCCUUUUUCUCAACACCAGGCUCGCCGUCACCUUUGGCGUACCGGAACAGGAAGUUGACGAAUACUCCCGUGCAGGACGAGUCAGUCAUUCGGAAAGUCUCGCACGGCAUCAAAAAGCAGACCCGCAAAAGCAGCAGAUCGCCCCGGAUGAUGCGAUCGUCGUUCUACCGGACUGGCUUGCAGGAUCUCUGGAACAGGCGAACGGAGACUGGGGCAGACAGGUUCAACAUCCAAAUUCCAGCAACUCAGUUGCCAGCCUCGCCGCCGCCUUCAGCAAAGUUCAACCAGAAUGGUUUCGAGAUUACGGGCGAACACUCCGCUGGAUUCAAGCACGAAGUCUCAUCACCGCGAACAAACCACUUCGACUUCAAUGCGCAAAUGCGGCUGACGCCUCUGUCAUCUCCAGUACUUGGUUGUUCCAACGGCGGCAGGUCCUCCUUCUACCAACCCGCAGAAAUCGCAACCGCAGCCCUAGCAGCAACAUUCACCACCGACCCCCUGCACGCCCUACAGACACCACCGACGACCGCGCCCCUCCAAACCGCUCCAUGGGGUCCCGAAUCGAGCAUCCUGCUCGAUCUCUCCUUCUCCGUCUCACCGGACUUCAGCGCGCACAGAUCGGCAGCCUUAGACUGGCCGCCCACUAGCGCGCCUCAGCCUUGCGGCCCGCCCCCAACCUACCACAGCAGCGGGCCUAAUCUCCUAGGGCUCAGCGCCGUCCCCGGCGACCUCAGCACAGCCGGUCUCAUGAUCUCGUGCGAGCCGUCCGCGCUCGGCGGGCUGGACAUGGAGCUGGAUGCCUCGGGGUUCGCGGCCGAGCAGGCGGGCUUGAUGGCCAUGCAAGGCUACACGACUACGCCCGCGAGGCAGACGCAGAGGCAGAGGGAGAGGCAGAGGCAGCUUGCUUCGCCGUCGCGGAGCCCGUCUUCCUCCCCGCCGCCCAUCACGCCGUCCCGCCACCGCAGGACCUCUUCUGUAGCCAAAACCCCGCGCUCACACCACCGCCGCAGCAAGAGCAGCCACCACGGCAGCCACCACGGCGCCAACCCCAGUGGCGGCGGGCAUUCCCGCACGUCCUCGGCGCCCGUCGGCUUCGUCAACUUCACGGCCGACGACAGCAGGAAGAUCUUGACGGGCGUCGCGCCGAGCGGGAGCUCCAAGACGAAGGCGAGAAGGGAGAAGGAGGCCGCUGAUAAGAGGCGGAAGUUGAGCUUGGCGGCUACGAGGGCGGUUCUUGAGGCGGGAGGUGAUUUGGGAAGGUUGAAGCAGGAGGGGCUGUUCUUUUUGAACGGGGAGGCGUGA